AGCCGCUGCUGUGUGCUGGCGGUUUGGAGCCGCUGCCGUCUCUCCCAAUCAUUCCUCCUUCAAUGACUUGAACCGACGGACUUCUCCACUCACCUCUUCCUCUAAUAAAUGCUGUUCAUGUGAAGAACCAGGAAACAGGAUCCUCUCUCUGACCGACUCAACUUGAAGCCUGCAUAUAUUUGUCGAGACAGACAUUACAGCCAGGAGGAAGGACAACAGAGCUGAACAAACAAAGGAGUGAGUGGGAGCAUCAUGUGGAGGAAGGCUUCAGCGGCGGCCCUGCUGGCGUUAGCUGUUGGCUAUUUCUACCAUGGCGGCCCAGUCCUGCCAGAGCAGAUCCUGCAGUACAUCAGCCUGCCAAACUUUCAGACAUCAUCUCAAAACAGCCACAACAGCCUGGAGCAGGUGAUCUCCGCCGCCUGGGAGACUCUGAUCAUUCUGCCGACUCGACAGUGGAGCAAAGUGGCAGUAGGGGUGAAUGCCUGUGUGGAUGUGGUGGUCUCAGGAGUGGGCCUGCUGCAGGCUCUGGCUGUGGAUCCUGGCUCCGGCCUGGAUCAUGAAGUGUUGCACUCUAAAGAGGACUUGAAGGAGGCCUUCAUCCAUUACAUGGAGCGUGGAGCAGCUGCUGAGCGCUUCUUCAGCGACAGCGAGGCCUUUCAGAGGAUCGCACGUGCCGCAGCAGAGUACCCCGGUGCGAAGCUGUACGUGGGAGGGAACGCUGCUCUUAUUGGUCAGAGGCUCGCCACCUACCCUGAUCUGAUGGUUUUAUUAUGCGGGCCAGUUGGUCCUAAACUCCACGAGAUGCUGGACGAGCAGAUAGUCGUUCCCCCAGAGUCUCUGCAGGAGACGGAUGAAUAUCACCUCAUCCUGGAGUAUAAAGCAGGUGAGCAGUGGGGAUCAUCUCAGGCACCUCAAGCCAACCGUUUCAUCUUCUCCCACGACGUGUCCAACGGGGAGAUGAGCUCACUGGAGACAUUCGUGGCGAGUCUGGACGAGUUUGAGCCCGACCUGGUCGUCCUGUCGGGGCUCCACAUGAUGGAGGGUCAGGGCAGAGAGCUGUGGGAGGAGCGACUCAAAGAGGCAGUGUUAGCCAUAUCUGAAAUCCGUAAAGAUAUUCCCAUCCACCUGGAGCUGGCGAGCAUGACGGACAAAGACUACAUGAACAGCAUCAUGCAGGAGCAGGUUAUGCCCAUUGUGAGCUCUAUCGGGCUCAACGAGCAGGAGCUGCUCUUCCUCUCUCAGGCCGGCGAGGGGCCUCACGCAGACAUGGAUUCCUGGAAAGGCAUUCCAGACGUGGGUCAAGUCAGCGACAUCCUCUUCUGGAUCCUGGAGCAGCACGGCCGCAGCGAGCCAUUGUCCGAAUCGGAUCUGACUCGCAUCCACUUCCACACACUUGCCUACCACAUCCUGGUCACGGUGGAUGGAUACUGGGGGAACCAGGCGGCAGCAGUGAUGGCGGGGGCGCGAGUUGCCAGCAGUCAGGCCUGCGGGCUCCAGGCGGUUGACGUUAGCAAAGUGCAGCUCAAAGCCCCGCUGGAGUUUUACAGCUCACACACUGAGCCGCGAGAGAAGCUGUCCCUGAACCCGACAGAGCCUGUCACCGUGUGGCACAGAGGAAACAUCACCUUCCACAUGACAGCCGUGCUGGUCUGCAAACAGCCGUUACGGACAGUAGGGCUCGGGGACGCCAUCUCAGCAGAGGGGCUAAUGUACUCAGAGUUAAAGACCCAGCAGCCCUUCUGAGGUUUGCUUCAAUCUGACACUCGGAUGGGAAAUGCUGAGAAGACUCGGUGAAGCUUCAUCCACAGCCGUGGUUGUUGGGUCGGAGUCAUGUUCCUGAACUUGUUCAGACCUCUAUGUCCUGAUCCAGGUUCUGUGUCUUCCUUCCCGAAGCUCUGCUGAGUUUAAGAAUGUGAUGGAUGGCAUUAGUUAUAAAUCCUGCCUGAUGACUCUUCCAGCCUGCUCCGAUCUCCUCUGUCCUCCCUCCUCGAAUCCUCCAGCAGAACUUUACAGAAGCGGAUCUGACGGAGCUGUAAGGUGGCCUGACUCUAUGCACCGGCCGCGGCUCAAAGCCAUCUUCAAAAACUCCAAAGAGUUAUGUUGGCUCACCUAAUUUACUUUGACCUGCAUAUCUUAAGUAUGCCGUGCCUUGAGAACAUACCAGAGUUUAGGAUAUAUUAUAUUCACAUGUUAGAGCCAGACAAAUUUAAGCAUCACAUCAGUUACCCUCCUGAGAUAAACAUAUACACACACACAUAUAUACAGUUAUGUUCAACUGGAAACUGACGAGCGUCUUACUAUAUUGUAGAAUCUAAGUGGUAUUCUCGAUGUUCUGUGUUUCUUCAACUUUUGGUGCAUUCAUGUCAAAUAGUCACUAGAUCACUUGAAACCUCAUUCUCCCAUGGGUGUCUGACCUCUGAACGUGUGAUAACUGUUAACUAGAUAUACUUGACUUUUUGUUACUUGUCCCAUGAGGGUAAAAAUACUAGACAGUGUGACUAAGUCUGUGUUCUCUCAGUUUUUGGCCUAAACACUCCCACUAUAAAGAUGUUUAUGAAGUCUGCAUAGUAAAAACAACAGUAACUAUAGGAUUAUUUUAAUUGCUGUUAAUAAAUUAAAUAAUUUUUUGAUGAAAUAAUGAAAUUCUACCACCUGGUUUUGAAGGGGAUCCUUCUUUAUGCAGUAGCGCUCAGUUUACAAUUAGGUGUCAGCUAAUUAACAUAAAGGUUGUGUUGGUGAUAAAAUUUAAGGUAAAAUUAAAUUUCAAAAUCAGGUGUAGGCCAGAUGUUAUCAGGGUUACUGUACUUGUUUGUUUGUUUAUUGUUUUGUUUAUGGAGGCAAAUAAGAGACAGAAAUAUCUGAACAUUAACAGACAAUAAAUACUUAAUAUUGAAAUUUAAACACCACUGAACCCACAGCAUUGAAAUACGUUACUUUGAAAAGUAAAGGGGCAAGUUUGCAUGUUCUCCCUGUGUCAGUGUGGGUUUUCUCCAGGUACUCCAGCUUCCUCCCACAGUCCAAAGACAUGCAGGUUAAUUAGUGACUCUAAAUUGUCCGUAGGUGUGAAUGUGAGUGUGUCAGCUCUGUAAUAGUCCAGUGGCCAGUCCAGGGUGUACGGGGGAAAAAAAAAAAGAAUUAAAAUAUGAAUUUUUUUGCAAUUUCAAAAGCUGAAUUUGAAUACAAUGUUGUAAAUGUUCAUAUAAAGGGUUCCCACGGUCAUGGAAAACUCAUGUAAUUUCACAACCAUGUUUUUCAGGCCUGGAAACAUCAUGAAAUUAGUCAAAAUCGUUGAAAGUUUUGGAAAAGUCAGGGAAUUUUGUUGUCUGUGUUAAUAAAAUUAUUACAGUAAUCCUCAAUGGAUAACCUUCCACUAAUGUAACAUAACAGCAAAUUUAUUUUCCAUAGCCGUUGACGUAAUGUCGCUCUAAUACACAUCUGUGUGACAACGUUUUGUUUCCCUAUUAUGUACGUUUCUUCAUUUUCUCCUAGCUGAAAUUGAAAGGGGAAAGAGAGUGGUACGACAUGCAGCAAAGGGCUGUAGGUUGGAAUCAAACCCGCGGCUGCUGGGGCAAGGACAAAGCUUUUCUACAUGGGGUGCCCGAGUGAAAUAUGUUUACUCUUUAAAAAAAAUUUUGCAAUACAAUACAAAACUACAAAGACUGUGAAUACAAAAGUAAAUACAAGUCAGACAGGAAAAGUGGUCUUCUUGAUAAGUUUAAAAUGAUAAGUUUCAAAAAACACAAGUGGGUUGACAUUUACAUUAUGGGUUCCUGGAAAGUCAUGGUAAAGUUUUUAAAUUUUGCCCAUGAAAAUGUGUGGGAAUCUUGAAUAUAUUUGGUUAAAAAAAUUCAAGUUUCAGAAUAAAAAAAAGAAAUAUGUUCAUGACACUCAAAUUCGAUUCAGAUCCAAAAAUUUGAGUUGAAAAACUUUAGAUAGCAGCAUCUCCACCUUCACAGCUCCCCCACACAGGAGAGGCAAUCGAGCCUGAAUGCAGUCAAACUGACUUCUGGUCAAUGAGAGCACGAUCUGUCGGUCAUGUGAUCCAAGAAAGCAGCUUGAAAACUGAAACCCAAAAAUGGCUACCAUUGAGAACUAUCGGACUUGAGUAAGUCCAGUUUUGAAGUUUUGAAACAUGAGAUUGUGGAUCUGAAUUUGUGAACACUAAAUAUAUAUUUAAAUUCAAGGUGAAAUUGCAAAUCAAGAAAUUUCAUAAUUUAAUUCAGAGCAAAUAAAUUCAAGCACAUGGUUUUCAGGAUAAAGUCUUUCAAUGCUACGAAUUUAGUGGUGUUCAAAAUUCAAAAUGAUGUUUUAGUUGUCCUUAAAAUUUAAAUAUUUAUGCCUCUUAUUUGCCUCCAUAUUUGUUUUUGCUUCCCUCACUUAUAAAAUGUGACUGUGCAAAAUGAUUGGCUGAAGUAUUUUAAAAGCUGUUCAGUGUAACGUACUGCCAGGAAAGCUAGCAUAUAGAUACAUCAUUCUUUUUCAUAGGUUGUUUAUUGUUUCCUUCUGAGUUUACUUGGGAACACCUGCAUCAUGUUAGACAUUUAGUACGUGACUGUCAGAACAAUUUAUUAUACCUCACAUGGCCACUGAAGGCAUGCAAUAAUGGAGUCUUAAUGCAAACAUACAACAACAAGAUGUAUGGCGUUUUGUUUAGCAGAAUUAAUUCUUUGCACUAGUACGAAGUGGCGGGCGCGCCUGCAGAGGUGAAUGUAACCUUCACUCCGAACCCCCCCUUUAUUUUUAGCAAGUACAAUCUAUCCAUCUUUUCUCACUUGACUGUUUGUGUCUCAUGUUUUUAACACCUGUAACUGUCGACAAGUUUCAUUUACUUGUAGUUUGUCAUUAAAAUAUGUACAGAGAGUAGCACUUGGCUUUAUUGUGGUGCAGCAGGUUAUUGUGGAUAUUUGUCAGUGUUGGAAGAACUUAAAAUUUGUCCUGAAAUUAUCAGUUGAAUAGUCAGUUAUUGAUCGACUUACAUUUAUCAGCAAUGAUUUUUAAAAUUGUCUGUCAGAUAUUUGAUGGUUUCAGUGUCUUAAACUAAUUGUUUCUGUUGUUGUGUUAUUGCGAAGUGACUAUUGGUCAAACACGACAUUUCAAGAUGUCCUCCUGUGCUAAUGGGUACUAUACUUAUACUAAUAGGUAUAUAUUUAACUAUGUUCUGGAGAUUUAUUUCUUUUGACCAAAGAAUUAUGAAAAAUAGUCAGUAGAUUAUCUGGUAAUAAUAACCGCUAGUUGCUACCUUACUUAAAAUAGUAUGUCGGAAUUGGAUAGAGGAAUCUACAUGUCGAAUGUUGAAUAAAUUUAAGAGAAUAGUUCACCCACAUGACCAUUUGUAUAUCAGUUACUCACCGUGUGUUACGUUGAAUUCGUGAAGAAAACUUUGUUUUACUUGCAUGCCUUUUAUGAUGAACAGAGAAUCUAGAAACACAAUCAUUCUUUAUGAACUGAGGUAAAAGGAAGGCUGUGUUAAACAACAGUAAAACUAUGUCAAAACACCAGUUCAGUCAGGAACACUAGUCAAAGAAAACUUUAUUUCCAUUUGCAGUGUUAUAUUUGGUGGUAUGGCUCUGUUCUGGGACCUCUGCUUUUCCUAGGCCUAUGCAGAAAGCAGAGAGAGCACACCUUCCUGCCCUUCCACGCGCCUAAAUGGAAAGCCUAAGGCAGGGAGAGCAGCAUCAAUGACAAACAGAAAUGACAUUGAUAAGUCAGACACAACAUGAAAAGGAGGAGCUGUGGUGGAGGCGGGUUGCAAAGCAGCUUGCAGAGGAAGCAGCAACAGUAGGCAGGCCAGAGCAGUUUAAAUAGGGCGCCCUGAAUGAGAUUCACCACUUGGUUACAUAGAAGGGAAUAAUGUGAUCUUUCAGCUGCUCUAUCAGUUGAUUGGACUGUUUGAGAUCAGCUGAUGUAGCUGGGAUGUGAGCUGAGCUUGACAUCAUCUCCUGCCUAAACUGCCUUUGAUAUUUUGAGCUGUCAGUCUCAGUAUUUAUACAGUGUAAGCAGAUUUCCCAUCCUGUUCCAAAUCACAUUCACAUCCAACAAGCAUUUAAAAGAGUAUCUCUGAUAUAUAUUUUAGUUGCCUGGGUCCAGACUAUAUUAGGCAAAUAUUUUAAUAUUGUUUCAAUAAAAUAUGUUGAGGGUAACAUUGUAGAAACACACGAGAAUACACUGUUUAUUUUACCAAACCCAAAGAGUAAAGUUACUUUUCAAAAUAAACUCUUUUAUGGCAACUAAAUAUUCUGGAAAUCUUGGCAGACAAAGUUUGGUCAGACUCUGUUAAAUUCCUCAUUACAAAUAAAAUAAAAGAAGUUCACUUGAAGGUUUUACAUGGAUACUAACCCUGCAAUGUAUUAUUACAUCAAUUUAAAGAGGAUAUUUCUCCAACAUGUUCUUUUUGUAAAACCAACCACAACUGUACCACCUGCGCUGUCUAUAUUUCCAUCCCUAGUUGAACUGCAAUAUCUCUGACUCUAACUCAGCUCAACUCAAAUGUAUAAUUCAGGGAAAACCACAUCAGGGAGACACAAACGCUGAUGAAUAAAAGUAGAAUUUGACCCUGGGGCAGAUCUGAUUGGGAGGGGG
Epinephelus fuscoguttatus (brown-marbled grouper) is the source of this 6579-nucleotide messenger RNA. It is a transcript of the gene adpgk, whose product is annotated as ADP-dependent glucokinase. The transcript is spliced from 9 exons. The record is from RefSeq and is a predicted model, not a curated record. NCBI's taxonomy places the organism in Eukaryota, Metazoa, Chordata, Actinopteri, Perciformes, Serranidae. The coding region runs from base 253 to 1743 and encodes 496 amino acids. Gene Ontology annotation, cellular component: endoplasmic reticulum. Gene Ontology annotation, molecular function: ADP-specific glucokinase activity. Gene Ontology annotation, biological process: glucose metabolic process.